Nematostella vectensis (starlet sea anemone) is the source of this 1819-nucleotide messenger RNA. Its product is annotated as protein O-mannose kinase. The transcript is spliced from 2 exons. NCBI's taxonomy places the organism in Eukaryota, Metazoa, Cnidaria, Anthozoa, Actiniaria, Edwardsiidae. Gene Ontology annotation, molecular function: protein kinase activity; ATP binding; carbohydrate kinase activity. Bases 327 to 1391 code for a protein of 354 amino acids. The record is from RefSeq and is a predicted model, not a curated record. Gene Ontology annotation, biological process: carbohydrate phosphorylation; protein phosphorylation; protein O-linked glycosylation. Gene Ontology annotation, cellular component: endoplasmic reticulum membrane.
GAAAUAGAUAUUGAAGGCCAACAAAUUCAUACCCUAGGAAAAUAUAUGAAGAAAGUACUGAAAAGUUAUGCAACAUUUUGGAAAACCCAGGCACAGUUAAAUCAAAAUAGUGGAAAGCUACGCACUUGGGGCAAGAAAAUGGCUACUAUCGUGUAAACAACAAAAAAAUGGUCCAUAAACAAUUUAAGGGAAAAUUCUCCAUGUACCCUCCCUCUUUGAAUAAUAUAGUUUUCUUUAUUUGUUUGUUUUCACUGUGUAGGUAAAUCAUCCAAUUUGGGGGACCUGUGCUUUAAAACCCAGUCUCUCUCCACUUGCUCCAAUCCAAUAUGGCGGCCCGAAGGGUUUGUAAAACACUCCUCGUUCUAUGUCCAAUAUCGUUCUUCCUUUUUACGUGCUACGUCUUAUUCUACUUCAGAGAGGAAGAAAAGAAGCAAACCAAUGAACGUGACAGCUCAUCAUGCCCUGCAAACUUUUACUUCGAAAGGGGCAAAUGUUUACCUUGUAGCAAAGAGGAUUUUAGUAUGCCUGGGUGGGUUUCAUGUACUAAGAGACUCGACUGUCACAGCAUAGCUCAAGACGUACGAAUCAGGAAAAGACUAAGUAACCAUGGCAGGCUGAAUGCAGUGAAGGAUAUAUAUCUUGCGGAUUGGCACGGUUAUACAGUCGUUUACUCGCGCUGUUCACACGAGAUGUAUGCGGACGAUUGUUUGCAUGGAUUGCGGAUGAUGGAAGGGUUGCAAGGGAGCCCGCAUGUCACUCAACUUAUAGGAGUAUGUUUCUCAAACCUAGAGAUGGUGACUGCAUAUUAUUCACAUGGCUCAGCAGAUAAACUUGAAACAUUACUUCAAAAGCCAAACAUGGGACAGUACAACACAACUAAGACUAGAUUCCAGUUGUCUCUAGAUUAUGUCAAAUCAUUAUUCUAUCUACACAAUAGUCCUCUAGGAACGAGGGUCAUGUGUGACACAAAUGACCUUGAAAAGACUUUAUCACAAUACUUGAUAACAGACGAUUUCCAUCUUGUUCUAAAUGACUUGGAUGCAUUGCCUGAAGUUGAGCACUCAAAAAAUAAAGAGAUUAAAUGUGGUCAUAGAGAAAUCCAAGGUGAUUUUGUAGCCCCAGAGCAGUUGUGGCCAUUUGAAGACAAAGACUUCAGAGAUGAGGCUAUGCCAGGAUAUGAUGAGAAAAUAGAUAUCUGGAAAAUACCUAGCGUUGUUGACAAACUCCUACCAUGGAAUGAACAAAACAAUCAAAUAAGACAAUUAUUGCUGCAAAUCCACAAAAAAUGUAAAUCAAGAGAUCCAAUACUGAGGCCGUCCGCUGCUGAGGUUCUAAAAGUUUACCUUAGUGUGAAUAGCAUUGUUGAAGAUCAGACAGAGGAAAAAAGAUAGCACAGGGACAUUGAGCAUUGUAAUAUCUACAGGCCCGUACCCAGGGGGGUAAGGGGUGUGAACGCAACCCCCACAACGGCCAAAGGUCCACUUUCGGUUCUCAAUAGACAUGCUAUUUGUAGACAAAAUUAUAAACUUUAAGCUAGAUCACUCAGGUAUGUAGCCAAAUCCAACAAAAACGCCCCGUGGAGAUACUGCAAAGACAUAAAAAAAAUCCCUAUUUGUUUUUUCGGGAGUGGUCAUUUUUGGUGGUGGAUUUUUACCAGAGAACUCAACCCCCCCCCCCCCCCCCCUUCCCCGGAAAAUUAGGUCCACUUUUUCAGAUUUCGCACCCCCAAAAGAAAAAUCCUGGGCACGGGCCUGUAUCUAUGAGGGGUUAAAAAAUAGUUGUUAGAAUUUACGUAUAAAAUAAAUUUAUAUUUUCUUUA